CCAUGGCAAUCUAUCUGCCCUCACCAUUGACGAUUCUAUCAUCGCUCACCCAAAUAUCUACCUAAACUCAGCCAUGGAGGUCCACGGUAUUGGCGCCAUUCUUGAUUACACUAUCAAUGGUGGUGACUUCUUCGCACCACCGGUGGUUCUGCCAUUUUUUCCGACCGGGAAAAUCAUAGGUAGCCGGAGGUCUGAUGCAGCAUGCAUGUGCACUGAGUUUCUAAUGAUUUUCUCGAUUGUUUGUGCUGUUUUUGCAUUCAAGAUUCUUAGAAACCCUCUUGCUCGUUGA
Messenger RNA from Ilex paraguariensis (yerba mate), 289 nucleotides. The record is from the annotation of a GenBank genome assembly. Lineage: Eukaryota; Viridiplantae; Streptophyta; Magnoliopsida; Aquifoliales; Aquifoliaceae.